GCGACACACCAUACUUGCGGUGUGUCAAACGGCUAUUGAGACGAAGGUACAGACAGCACGUUUUGAAUUUUGCCAGAAAUUGGUCGACACACGCAUUCGGUUGAAAAAAGUUUCUUUUUUUUAUUUGCCAAGCUGAAAGUAUAGAAGCAAAACAAUAUAAAAAAAAAACAAUAACCGGCCGUACCAACGCAAAAAGAUUGAGAACUGUACAUAAUUUUUUUAAUCUUGAUGUAUGUGAUGCCGUCAUUUGAUAUACUGAGUGUAUUGCUUUCACAUCAGUUUCAGUAAUAUAUCUAUCGAGAAGUUACGAUAUUUGGUUUGCAUUAAAUACGAAAUUGCUUCGGCGUAAAUCACAAAAAAAGAAUUGCAUUGAAAAUAUUCAACACCGUUCCGUGCAUGUAAGUUUAUUUAUAAACCCUUGUCGGUCCAUUCCAAUUCAUUGCCAGGUUGCAUGCGUUUUGAAUCAAAAGAUAUCAGUGAAAUUUGCGAAAUAGAAUCACGAUGAUGGCGUUUCUGAAUCAUUCCACUGAUUACAAGAAAGAAAAGGAGUUGUCAACAUCCAUGGUCGGAUUGACGGCUGAAACCCGGAAGAUUAUUGAUUAUAAGAGAAAAAGCAGUGCUGGUCUAGCACCACGUUUCAUAUUCGAAUGCGCCAUAAAAUUGAGCAUGAAACCAUUAACAUCGGCAACUGCCGCAAUCAUUUUCCAUCGUUUUUUCCGAGAAGUCGAAAGCGAUUCCUAUGACGAAUAUUUGAUUGCAUCCGCAUCAUUGUAUUUAGCCGGAAAAUUAAAAGAUGAUCAUGUAAAAAUUCGCGACGUCAUCAAUGUCACCCACAACACACUAAAUCGAGGAGCACUACCGCUCGAAUUGAACGAUGAAUAUUGGGCCAUUCGAGAUGCCAUCGUUCAAGCCGAACUUCUCAUCACACGCAUGCUGAAAUUUGACUUGAAUAUCGUACAUCCGCACAAAUACAUGCUGCACUACAUUAAAUCAUUGCAAGAAUGGUUCAGCUCAAGCGUAUGGAAUGCAUUACCCAUAGCCAAGACGGCUGCCGCUUGUUUACAAGAUUUCCAUCAUAGUCCAGCCAUUCUGGACUACAAGCCAUCGCACGUGGCCGUUUGUUGCUUGUCUAUCGCUUUUGAAACGUAUGGCGUUCAAGUACCGCUCACCGAUGACUUUGACGAAUCGACCGUUUGGUAUAAUAUUUUCUGUAAGGAUUUAACCAGUGAAAAGCAUUGGGAAAUAAUGUCCAAAAUUAUGGACGUCUACAAUACUGAGGCCGAACUCGAAGAAUCAGUGUAAAUAAUGGGAACAACAACCGCAACACCAACAAUAGCAACAAUCCCAUAAAUAAUCCAACACGUAUUUUGUAUUGAAAGUAUUUACAUCUAAGACAUGCUUUUUUUCAAUUGAAUUUAUCAUUGAAGAGAAAAUGUCGGGUUUUUUUUCUGUACCGGAAUUUUCCUUUUUUUUCUACUAUCAAAAUAUUAUUUGACUCUCAGUAAUUUUGUUUUCCACGUGUGGCUUGCGUUAUGAAAACUGGAAUGUGAUACGAAAAACGAGACAUUGUCGAAUUUACGACACUAUCGCGUAUAAGAUGAAAUGAAAAUUUAAAGAGAAAAACGACACAAACAUGUUGUACAAACGAAUCGAACUGAUUAAGCUAAUUGAAAUACAUAUUUUUUUUUGCCACGAAUCAAA
Messenger RNA from Sitodiplosis mosellana (orange wheat blossom midge), 1701 nucleotides. RefSeq names its product cyclin-Q (gene koko). Lineage: Eukaryota; Metazoa; Arthropoda; Insecta; Diptera; Cecidomyiidae. Gene Ontology annotation, cellular component: nucleus. The record is from RefSeq and is a predicted model, not a curated record. The coding region runs from base 502 to 1302 and encodes 266 amino acids. Gene Ontology annotation, biological process: regulation of transcription by RNA polymerase II. The transcript is spliced from 4 exons. Gene Ontology annotation, molecular function: cyclin-dependent protein serine/threonine kinase regulator activity.